UGUUGGGCCAUUGCCAAAAUGCACGAGGACUUGAAGGCGCAUCUGGCGGAGCUCAAGAGCCGGCAAAAGACUCUGACGGCGAGGCGGAUUGCCCUCGAGAAGAAGCAAAAUCUGCGUGACUCGACAAUGGCCGAAUUCAGUGCCGCGUACGCAGACAUGCUCCGUCGGAAGCUGCGGGCGUGCAAGCAGCACCAGCUCGAGUCCAAGAAGCGAAACCACAGGCUUGUGUCGGACUUGCUCGAAUACCAGAAGCAGCACUUUGGUAGCUCGUCGUCGUCUAGUCCAAUGUUUGUCGGACGUGCGUCGGCGAUGGCGUUGGUCAAAGCCAAGCAAUCGUUUGCCGACCAAGUGGAGGUCGUGUAUCCAGCGUGGCAAGAGCAAGUACAGCACACCAAGCUGCAAAGGCUUCGGCAAUUGGAGCAAGAAAAGCUCGAGAUCGAACACCGACGAGUGCUAGCCAAGCAGAGCUUUGACAAGGAGCAAGCAUUGGAAAUGCUACUCCAGCAAGCGGCACAAGACAUUUCAUUUGCCGCGACGAUCGAGCGCAACGAAGUGUACCAGCGGCAGUUGUUUCGUCAGCAAAAAGUCAAAGAAGCGGAAGACAUGGACUACAUCAUCCAAGCGCGCGCAGACCAGGAACGACGGCGCCUGGAAGACGAGCAUUUGAAAGCACUCGAGUCGUCCCAAUUGGUCGAUCAAUAUGCAUCACUGGCGCAAAAGUACACGCCGUUUCAGCUAGAGAUUCCGCCGCCAUCGGCACUCCCCGCCUACUCGGCACUCUCUCGACAAUCCAGUUGCCCAGACGACGUCAACCAGCCAUUCCGUGCAUUCGCCUACGACACGGCCCCCGCGGUCCCCGUCGCUGCAUUAGAGUCCCCACCACACCGACCUGAGCCCAGCGACAAAGCUAGUCAAGACGAACCAUCGCCCCUUCUUACGCCACAAUUUGCUUAUGUGCCGAUUCCGCAAACGUCUCAGAUGCCGAUAGUGUGCCCACCACAAGCCUGUCAAAAUCGAGUAGCCCCGUCUUGGGAACUCGAGCAGUCCGUAGCUCAUCCUAUGGAGGCCGUGCCGCGUCGUUCGAUAACGCCGCCCUUGUGCUAUGACACUCCUCCACCAGUGUCCACUCCAAUUCCCAUCACAUCCCCAAGGGCUCAGGCGGCUGAAGUUGCCGCACCAAUUGAUUCACCACACGUCACGUCUGUCGUAGCUCCGCCCCUUCCUCCGUCUGUCGCCCCCAAUGCCACGACGAAGAUGACGGCGGCGCUGUGUGCCCGCCCCACUCAAGAAGUUGCCCCUCCACCAAAGAUCCAACCGACCCAAGAUAUACCACCAACGACUACUGGUGCCAGUAGGCACAACGGGGAACAAACGCUUUCAAGUGUCACGUCGACGAAAGAAGAAGGAGACAGCCGCCAAGGGGAAGACGACACGAAUGACAGCAUCUUGGCAGACUAUUACCACAUGACCACCGAUGCCUUGGACACUCGGAUGGCGCACGAUGCAUUAACCAUCACUCAGACCCCGUCGAUGCCACCAGUCGUCGCGAGUCCCCUCCCAUCAGGCAAAGACGUUGAACCAAGCCCACGGGUAAAGACUUGGAGCGCGGCACCACUGGAGCAGGCCAUACCAAGUACCCCACAAGUGACGGCAACAAGUAUGUCGUCUGUGGAUGGCGCUGCGUUCGUUCCUACCAGUAUGUCGGAAUCAAUCGAGAAGCCGACGAUGAUAGAGACGCCGAUGCUUCCCAGUCCACAGUUUGUCCAUGGGGAGGAGAAUGAGGUUCUAUCCAUCGAGGUCGUCGAAGUAGUUAACACCUCAUUGGACGGAUUUGGAGGAACUUCCCCCGUCGAGGAGAAGCGGCCAGUGCCGGAGGACACCGCGCCGCCGCCGCCAACGUUAGCCGACCCAUCGAUCAUUGGGGUGGCAGUCACUGUCAUAGACGACCUUUCAAAGCAGAUCUUUAUUUCUGGGGCUGAGGACAGCAACGAGUCGUCCUCGUUGCUCGACACGACUAGGUCGUUGUCCACCAACGUGAUGGCUCAAGAAGUCGACACUAUGACACUGGGGAUGCGGCUGUCGAUUGAUGAGAGCUUCGAGAUGAGCGAGUCAAUGAUUAGCGCACAUAGCCCCCACGCUCCCAAUGUCGUCGGAGAAUCCGCCACGUCCGCCGACAUCAUGUCGCCGCCCCAAAACUCCACGGGGGAACCACCGCUAGCAGCAGCAGUGGACAUUCUGAUGCUAGAUGGAAUGUCACUAUCUCCAGAAAAGCCCAUUCCUCGGAUGACAUCGGCGUUUCCAUCCCAACCAAACAACUUGAACGAAUCCACCGAGGGCCCCACGAUCGACGACGACGGCGAGUACGACGACGGAAGUUAUGUCACGGCCACGUUCAAAUUGACUGUCAACGAGCGGCUGACUGUGUUGCAGACGCUGAUUCUUCGCAUCGAAGAAACGACGAAAGAAGGCGAGCAGGUGUCGGCGGCUAUUGAAGCCAGCAUCGAAGUAAAGGCCAAGCUCGAUCUGUUAAAGGUGGCGAUGGGGGGGCGGAAGGCGCAGAUCGGGUUCUUUGGCGGGGAUGUGUGUUUUGCGCUGCUGGUGGACAUUUGCCGAGACGUUGCCCCAUGUACAAUCAAUCACCAAUGACUUGCAUAUAUAUAUAUUUAUGGCAAAGAAGGAUGGGUUAUUGACACGGACGAGGUAGAUUUGUUCCCCGAGCGUAUCUUUGAAGGCAAAAUGACCGAGCAAAAGCUGCUCAAGGAGUACAAAGCGUGCCGAGAAAAGGAACUUGGUGGGGGGGCGAGCGAUAUUUUGAUUCACUUUGAGCCUAUGUGAUUUAUUUCGGUUGAUUAUUUUUAUUAUAAUAAUUAUUAUUGGUAGAGUAUUGGAAGCUCCUGUCCAGUCAUUUCAAACAACUGGUCGCACACGGAGCCAUGACAGCGCCCGACCUCGUGGACAUGUUUGUCGACAUCUUUCUCAUCCAUUUGACCCACGAUUCACGGUCGACUCGAAAGUUGAGAGAUUUUCUGUCGGGGUACGUUGGGUCGGCAGGUAAUCCUCAGGCGACAGCAUUGAAACCAAGUCCCCAAGAGAGUGCAAAGCCAGUCGAAACGCCAAAAGAGUCCAAGCUAAACCAAGCCAAGAGUGUGCUGGACUUGGCCUUCAUGCACCAAACAGAUGCGUCUCCUCCGUGCGUACUAGUAUAUGACAAUUGUGUAUUCCAUGUGAACGACCCGUAGGACAAAACCAAGUGCGUUCGACAAGGGAUUGAAGCUUUCCAAAUCGCCUACAAUUGCUGGACGUGUCAGUGGGGGCUUGGGUCAACGCGUGCUCCGGGGAGUGAGUUUGGACGAAAUUUCAGAAUUUGACGACGACGAUGAUGUCGACUUGAACAAGUUUAUGGGGACAGCCGUGAAAGCCAAGCCCGCCUUGACCAAGGCGUACUCGACGACCAAAGAGAAACCUCCCAAAGAUGAUGAUUUUGACCAGGAUUUUUAACUGCUUUGAGUAGUAAUAAUAAUGUAAUAUAAUGAAUGCCUUCCA
This is a messenger RNA of Aphanomyces astaci, 3543 nucleotides long. RefSeq lists its product as hypothetical. Bases 19 to 2646 code for a protein of 875 amino acids. NCBI's taxonomy places the organism in Eukaryota, Oomycota, Saprolegniomycetes, Saprolegniales, Verrucalvaceae. The record is from RefSeq and is a predicted model, not a curated record. The transcript is spliced from 11 exons.